This is a messenger RNA of Sycon ciliatum, 2495 nucleotides long. RefSeq lists its product as uncharacterized. NCBI's taxonomy places the organism in Eukaryota, Metazoa, Porifera, Calcarea, Leucosolenida, Sycettidae. The transcript is spliced from 3 exons. The record is from RefSeq and is a predicted model, not a curated record. The coding region runs from base 780 to 1919 and encodes 379 amino acids.
ACAGCUACAGCUGUGUUGUUUGCAGCACAAUGUUGUUAUGACUUAUGGAGUAAUGUCGUAAGCCGAGCGGCGCUGCAUCCUGAUCCCUUGCCUUGCCCUCGCUGCCUGGACGGCUGGCAUGUAUGGAGACAGUGGAGUGGAAUGUAUUGUACUAGUCGUCAAUACGAGUAGUAGUACUAGUAGGUUACAGCAUCAGCACCAACUCCUAACUCCUAUCCGGGUUCCCUGCAGAGCACAGCUAGCUAUAAGCAACAUCAUCAGUGGCUGAGUCUGUGUGUCCGCCAGGGAGUUCUUUGAAGCACACGCUACAUGUUGAACUUGUAGUUCUGCUUGCCAUCAAGGGCUGAAGGCUAACAGUCUGGGACGGCUCGACCGAUGCUACUGCUGCUGCUUUUGGUUAUAAAAGAGGCACUUCUCCGGCUUGUACAACUCUCCAGAAGUACCACGUGCAGCAGCUGCCACAACUGUCUUCUGACCGUAGUGUCUACAUGAGAUUGUGACACGGUGGUGUCUGUAGACAUCCAAGAGGCAAGCACUGCAUCUACCGCCGGUAGUAGUGGCCCUUUGUACUUUGUAGGUUUCACGUAGCAGUCUUGAGGAGGUCGCGUCGCGUCUCAGUGUGUGUUUUGGGCUUUCAACCUCCACAACGUUCUGGACAGAACGGUUCAGGGGCUGCUGCUGCGUAGAAAGCACUACGCACUCAGUCCGCUCUUGCAACGUCAGUGGACGAGUUUGGAAGCAAGCAAGCCGCCGCCGCAGCUUACUACGUUUUGCUUGUAAUGCUGUUUCCCGCUGUCAUGGCUGAAGUGCAGCACACAACGAAGGCGGAAGAGCUCCAUCGCUUGCACUGUCAGCAACAAGACUGCAGCCGCGACCUAACUAGCAGCGGCAGUGACGGCCAUCAUCACCACCAUCUCCAGCAGGGAGGGAAUACUUCCUCCCAAGGCCAACAGCGGACUUCCACAGCUCCGGGUAGCAUGAGUGUGUACCAGGGAUCAGGAUCGUCUGGAGGAGAUCUUCCCUCAUCGCCUCCAUCGUCGUCGUCGUCGUCGUCAGUGACUGAGUCUUGUGGUCAGUUGGUGUCACCUCUGAAUCAGCUGCAUCGCACAGGCAGCGAGAGUAGUGUGGACAGUGGCGUCACGGCUGGAGAGGCUACUGACGUACUCAUGCAUAGUCAGCGAUUGAGACGAAUGGCUGACGAGCGUCUCUCCUCAUCUCCCGACAAACAGCCCAAGCUGGGUCGUGCAAAGGUGUCCUUUGCACCACAAUUUUGUAAGACCAAGGCUCGUUCUGCCAGCAGCAGCAACAGCAGCAGCCUUGGAAGGUCGGCAUCCUUCGCUUGCACGGAGAUAGAGAGGUGUUCUGAGCAAGAUGGUGAUGAUUACGCUGGACCAGGGACAAAACGGCCUGAAUCCCUACAGCUUAUAGCCAACGCCAACAGCCGCCAACAGUCUGGUAACAACGGAAGGAGUAGUAGCACUACUCCAGGCAUAAAGCGACAAGCUUACAGCCUGGACUACAGCGUGACAUUCUCCGCUCCCAAAGACACUUCGACAUGGCGAGGAGGGAGCAAUGUCAAUGGCGGUGCUCCGGAUUUAUCACCGGCCGCCACCAAACACCGAAGUCUUCGCAAGAGAAAGCAAGCCAUCGAUGAAAGUCUCGUGUGGAUUAGACAUCAAUUGGACACGAUCGAAUGGCAAAACCAGGAUAUGAUCUGCCUUCUGCUGAGGAACAUCAAGGAACUACGAGACUACAAGCAGAUGGCCUCUUCCAACAACACACCAGCCGAACCCGGUCUGUUACACCCGGGUCGCUCUGCUGCACCAUUCUAUGGCGAGUCGCGGCUACAGAGGCACACUGGAUCCGUGUAUCGACCUCGUAUGAAGGCAAAACAAUAUGCUGCAAAGAAACUCAGCUAACUACUACUGUGCCACGUGACCACAAUGUUGAGUGUGGACCAGGGACUCGACUGAGCCUGCUAAACAUACUCAUAGAAAUGAAUCCGUCCAGAUGCCAUAUGGACCAGGCAGUCGUAAAACCACAGCUGCUUUGACUCCCCCCGACCCCCUCCCCGGUCGAUGUGGACUUUGAAAUGCCCGGCGGUGCGUUGCUCUAUCGAAGUCUCCUAUGAGUACGAACAUGAUACAAGUACUGUAGUAGGACAUUACCGGUAGUCAGUACACCACCAUGCAGUUAACUUAUAGGCAUAUUUUCCAAUAGGCAAUACCAACGGCCUAGUUAGUAGUGGCUUGCAGCACCUCAAUCCACAUCCAGUCUCCUAAAUCAUUAAUGGCUUGUUAUCCACCACUACAAUGACUAUGUACAUGGACUUGAAGGCCGCUUGACUGGCUCGAGGUCCGGGUUAGGUAUUGACACGAUACAGCUUUUAUCAGAGCUUGAAAGUUAUCUUCAGGAUUGGGAGAACAUCUGAUCCUUGAAAGAUAUCGCACUUACUGCUAUCACCUGAUCUCGCGCGGAUCUCAACACAAUAGUAU